This is a messenger RNA of Vanessa atalanta (red admiral), 2302 nucleotides long. RefSeq names its product 2-hydroxyacyl-CoA lyase 1 (gene Hacl). Lineage: Eukaryota; Metazoa; Arthropoda; Insecta; Lepidoptera; Nymphalidae. The record is from RefSeq and is a predicted model, not a curated record. Gene Ontology annotation, cellular component: peroxisome. Gene Ontology annotation, molecular function: catalytic activity; magnesium ion binding; thiamine pyrophosphate binding. The transcript is spliced from 11 exons. Gene Ontology annotation, biological process: fatty acid alpha-oxidation. Bases 331 to 2118 code for a protein of 595 amino acids.
AGUUGUAAACUCAUGCAUAUUACAUAGCUAAAAAAACUGUUAUCGACUUCGCGAAUAAAAAAUAUGUACUUAGGUCUUAGAUUAAAUUCAUCAAGUGUCCAACACUGACGAAAUUUGUGUUGUCGUGAUAAUCGUAAAAUAUUUUAUAAUUCACCUACCUGAUAACUUUAUUGUUUUUAUGAUAAAAAUAAAUAACUUUUUUGCUGCGAGUUUUACAAUAACUGAUAAAGUUUUUAGUAAGUUAACAACGAGAUAGAGACUCAUUUCGUUUGUUGGUUUUUCGACGAAUUAUAUAUUUAUAAUCACUUUUAUGUAAAUAUUACAAUUAAAAUGUUGUUAGGACGAUUAACGCGACUUGCACAACCCUUAUUCCGUAGGUCUUUUCACGUUUCACCAAAGUUAAACCAAGCUAUGGGGAUUGAUGGAAAUAAUAUACUGGCCGAAAGCUUAAAAAAACAGGGUAUUGAAUAUGUCUUUGGGAUUGUUGGUAUUCCAGUGAUCGAGACAUCACUUGCAUUUCAAGCUGCAGGCAUUAAGUAUGUUGGUAUGCGCAAUGAGCAAGCAGCAUGUUAUGCAGCACAAGCUAUUGGCUAUUUAACGGGUAAACCGGGAGUAUGUCUUGUUGUGUCUGGACCUGGUCUUCUACAUUGUAUAGGGGGUAUGGCCAAUGCACAGGUGAACUGCUGGCCACUUAUAGUCAUCGCGGGUUCGUGUCCAGAAGAUCAUGAAGGCAUUGGAGGCUUCCAAGAAUGGCUGCAGGUGGAGUCCAGCCGUCUGUACUGCAAGUAUGCGUUCAGACCGCCGUCAGCACGACUCAUACCUUUGCACGUGGAGAAGGCCGUUCGGUACGCGUCCUCGGGCAGACCUGGUGUUGCCUAUCUGGAUAUGCCUGCAACUUUGCUCAUGGCUGAAGUAGAUGAAGAUAAAGUACCUCUGGAUUACUACGCGACAGGACCAGCGAGGCUAGCUCACCCUGAUCCAGAACUUGUCGAACAAGCGGCAGAAUUACUUUCAAAAGCUGAGCGACCACUUAUAAUCGUGGGGAAGGGAGCUGCCUAUGGAAAAGCCGAAGAAUCCUUGUGCAAACUUGUCAACGUUACAAAAGUUCCCUUUUUGCCGACACCUAUGGGGAAAGGCGUAGUUCCGGAUAAUUCCGAAUUCUGCGUGUCCACGGCCCGCACACAGGCGUUACUAAAGGCCGAUGUCAUAUUACUGCUAGGAGCUAGAAUGAACUGGAUGCUGCACUUUGGUCAGACGCCUAGAUAUGCACCUGACGUUAAAAUCAUUCAGGUUGAUAUAACCCCAGAAGAAUUACACAACAGCGUCAAGUCUGAAAUAGCUGUACAUUCCGACAUAAAACCUUUUGUAGAUGCGCUAACUCAAAAACUGACUGAGAAAAAGUAUUCCUUGCAAACGUCCAGCAGCUGGUGGCAGGCUUUAAAAGAAAAGCAGAUGAAAAAUACGGAAUUCGUAGAGGCCCAAUCUAAUGACAAAUCUGUACCAUUAAAUUACUAUGCAGUAUUUAAAACAGUGCAAGCAAAUAUACCACAAGACUCUAUUAUUGUGAGCGAGGGUGCUAAUACCAUGGACAUCGGUAGAGGACUGCUCUUAAAUAAUAAACCUAGGCACAGACUUGACGCGGGAACAUUUGGAACCAUGGGAGUAGGACCUGGCUUCGCUGUUGCAGCAGCAAUGUGGUGUCGUGAUUACGCUCCUAAUAAGAGAGUUAUUUGUGUCGAAGGCGAUUCAGCAUUUGGAUUCUCAGGAAUGGAAAUUGAAACGAUGUUCCGGUAUAAACUGCCCGUGAUCAUUAUUAUUGUUAAUAACAAUGGAAUUUAUAGUGGAUUUGACAAAGAAAUGAUGAAAGAUAUUCAAUCUAGUGGAGAUAUUGCUCAAUGUACACCACCUACAGCAUUAUCAACUGAAGUUCGAUACGAGAAGAUGAUGGAAAUGUUCGGUGCUACUGGUCAUCUCUGUCGCACUGUGGAAGAAAUACAAACUGCUCUAAAGGCUGCUGUUGCCGUUACAGAUAGACCUAGUAUUAUUAAUAUACUGAUAAAUCCACAGGCUAAUAGAAAACCCCAAACUUUCAAUUGGCUCACUGAAUCAAAACUGUAAUCCUAUUUAAAACUACAUAUUAUUUUGUAACAAUAUAUUUUUUGUUAAAACAAAGAGGUACAUGUAAUUAAAAUGGGAUUUUGGUGUAUGUUUUGUUAAAGAAGGUAUUAAAAAUGACAUCUUUUAUGUUGUGGUUUAUAGGAUUCUUAUACAUAUAUUUUAUAUUUCAAUGAAUGUAUUAUAU